UGUUCGACUUGCCUGGGAGACUUCAGCCUGUGGCUUCCUGCAGCCUGCAAAGCUGGAGCUAGCGCCAUGGUGGGCCCCCCAAGGAUGCUGCGGAGACAGAGCUGGGCGCUGGUGCUGGCCGUGGGCAUCGCCCUCAGCUUCAGCCUCUCUGUGCUGUGGAGGCUUCAGAGCCAGGCGUCCCAGCCCAAGACAGCAUUGGCGGCCGGCAAAGGAGUGAGGCUGGACCCCAAACAUCCCUGCCGGACCAUGGACCAAAACAGGAGCCCCAUCCCCGAGGCCCCGGUGAUGGGGGCAGAGCAGUGCCGGGGGCUGAUGCAGAACUGGAGCGCAGGGACCCUCCCCGCCAGGCUGGACCAGGGCUGGAUCUUGAGGCAGCUGAAGCUGGUGCAGCGCUGCCCCUGGGUGCAUAACGCCAGCGCCCUGGGCCAGUACAGGGAACAGCUGGGCAGCUCCUGUAACGCUUCAGCCAACCUGGUGCUGACCCAGAACAACACCCAGCUGGGCUCCCAGAUCGUCUACGACGCUCAGCGGGACAAGAAGCAUCCAGUGAAGGAGGAGCUGCUGGAGAUGCUGCCGCAGGGCUCCCCAUUUCAGGGCGCUCCCUACGAGUGCUGCGCCGUGGUGGGAAAUGGGGGGAUCCUUCGUAACAGCAGCUGUGGCUCUGAGAUCGACCGCGCCCAGUUCGUCAUCAGGUUCAACCUGCCCCCCAUGGACAAUGCUGACGACGUGGGCACCAAAUCGAGUGUCAUCACCAUGAACCCCAGCAUCCUGCACGCCCGGUUCAGGGGUCUGAGCCGCUGGCGCCGACCCUUCGCAGAGGUGGUGGGUGCCUAUGGGGCCCCGCUGCUCCUCAUCCCGGCCUUCAGCUUCGUCGGCCAGAGCACAGUCUCGUUCCAGGCACUCUACACCCUGGAGGACUUCGGCUCCCCAGCCCGCGCCAUCUUCAUGAACCCCGAGUACCUGGCACGGCUGGACGGGCACUGGCGUUCCCGUGGCCUGCGCGUCAACCGCCUCUCCUCGGGCUUCAUGCUGGUGAGCGCCGCCCUGGAGCUGUGCCAGCACCUCACCCUCUACGGCUUCUGGCCCUUCCCCACUGACCCCGAGGGGCGGCUCCUGCCCCACCACUACUACGACAACCAGCCCCCCAAGCCAGGCGUUCAUGCCAUGCCCGACGAGUUCACCCGCUACGUGGGCAUGCACAUGCAGGGCGCGCUGCGGCUGCAUCUGGGGCGCUGCCAGUGAGGGCCUGGCCGGCAGCCACAUACAACGAGCUGCAGCGGUGGCAUGGCUGGAUGUCGGGGAGCCAGGGGCGGUCUCCUAGCCCCGCGCUGGGUCCAGCUCUUCCCAGCAUGGGGCUGUAACAAUGCUGUUUCUGGUGGGACCCAACUGAGAGUGCCAAUUUAGGACACAUCGCUCAGAGCAGGGCAGUUACAGCCCAAGGCUGGGGGUUUUCCACGUCUAAGGCAAACCAAACCAGCCAGAUGGAGAAGACUUCGGUCUCACCCCACUGGCUAAUCACAAGUCAUGUAAGCAAUUCCCUUAGACACUCCAGUUUCCCAGUAUCACCACCAGUGCCACUCGUUAUGGGGACGAAUAGUUAUGGAAACCAAUACCCCAGUAAAAGAAAAGAGGUUCUCUUGAUCCCAAGCCCCAGACCCAGGUCAAAUGCUGCUAACUUAGAUCUUACCCAAAAUACACGCUUCUAGUCAAUUCUUGUUAACUAAACUAAACAUUAUUAAAAACAAAAAGGCAGAGUUGGUUGAAAGAUC
Malaclemys terrapin pileata is the source of this 1769-nucleotide messenger RNA. RefSeq names its product alpha-2,8-sialyltransferase 8E-like. Gene Ontology annotation, biological process: N-glycan processing; oligosaccharide metabolic process. NCBI's taxonomy places the organism in Eukaryota, Metazoa, Chordata, Testudines, Emydidae. The transcript has 9 exons. The record is from RefSeq and is a predicted model, not a curated record. The coding region runs from base 67 to 1242 and encodes 391 amino acids. Gene Ontology annotation, molecular function: alpha-N-acetylneuraminate alpha-2,8-sialyltransferase activity.